This is a messenger RNA of Drosophila bipectinata, 2886 nucleotides long. RefSeq lists its product as uncharacterized. The record is from RefSeq and is a predicted model, not a curated record. Gene Ontology annotation, molecular function: L-iditol 2-dehydrogenase (NAD+) activity. Gene Ontology annotation, biological process: D-sorbitol catabolic process. Lineage: Eukaryota; Metazoa; Arthropoda; Insecta; Diptera; Drosophilidae.
GAUGGAACAUUCAAUGAUUUUGCUCAGUAUCUAGGCACCAGUUUGUGUUACAACAUUAAAUUUUAACCUUUUACAUUUUCGACCAAAAUUCAAAAUUUGUGUAAAAUUUCAAGUGAAUAUUUAGUAUGCGGUUAUUUGGUAAAUUAACACAUUUUUUACAUUAAACAAAAUUUUAGUUAAUACAAUUGAAACGUACAAUGCCCGGGAUAUUUGGCAGCAGUCCAACUAAUCGCCUCGGGCCGCAUCUCCUGCAGAUAUCGCGGUGUUUAAGCUACCAUGUCCCGCUCUUCCGGCCACGUAAUAUCCAGCAGUCACGCAAGCUAAGCCAGCUAUGCUGCAGUGCUUUCGCGCGAUCCCGAUCUGGUGCCUGCAAUCCUGCCUGUAACCGUGUACAGCCGUAUUCCCAGAAGGGCAGCAGUGUGUUUAGCCACAACGACAAUGUGGACAUGUUACGUAAAAGAGUCAGCUUCUCUGGAGCAUCGGAGUCGAACAAACAGCUCCUACCAGUGGGGUUGCUUACUCCAGAAUCAGAGAGCGGCAAGGAGUUGAAGAUUGUGAUUGUGCCACUGGACCUGUCCAGCAUGGAUGCUGUUACGUUGAAGGAGACCCUAGAGACUAUCAACCAACUGCGCCUCUACGCACACCACAUCGAAGCUUUCUCCAACACCAUGAUCGAGGAGUACAACGCCUUAAGUGAUGCAAUGCAGGAGGUGGAGGAAACUAGUUCGGAGCUAGCCGAGGUACAGCAACAACUAGAGCGGGCAAGGCAGGAGAUAUCCAGUGAGAAUAAACAGUUUUGGGAAUCAUUCAGCACACCGUCCAUGCCAGCGGCCGAUGUGGACGCCGUCUCCGGGCUAAGCCUAGGCGGCAGUAAACCUAUGGAGACACGGCAGGAGGCAGUCAGCAGCUGUCUUCAGGCCGGGUUGGCUCAGACGGCACCAGUGACUGCGGCUCCCAGUUCUACCUCCACCAUGCUGCAACCGAAGCCCUCCACAAAUGCUACGGUUCCACAACCACCUCGAAAUCCCAUUCAAUUUGCUGCUUUCGAUGCAAACCUGAAAGAUCCCCUCUUCGGGGAUGAUGUUGUGGAGGAGGUGCAUGUGGAUGUGCCUACGGAGCUGGGCCAACGGCUUAAUGAGUUGGCCGUCUCCUCAAUGGAGCUGUCCUUCGAGAUGGACAUGACCAAUCUGAAGGACGCACUAGCCAAUCCGCCCAACGAUAGUGGGAACCUUCAAGAUCCCAUGAUUUGUAUGCACACAAAGGUGGAACUGGAUGCACCCGGAACUGUGCAGAACACCGUGCCUCUCAAGUUCAAUGCCCUGAUUUCGGGAGUGGUCGAGUUGGAUAAAGAGAAGCUGAAUGUUAACCAGAUCACCGACGAACAGAUGCCAGGAUUCAAUGACGACCUUACUUCGCUGGCCGCCAAUCUCUGCAGCACAGCUCUGGAGAAGGGCUUCUCUACGUCCUCUGGAAAUCCCCCGGGGCCCUUUAUUUCCGACCUCGAGCUGACCAAAUCCGAGGAAGCAAUGAAAGAAAGGCGCAUCGAUACGAGUCUGUUGCAUCCCGCUGCCCAAAUUGGUCAUGUGGCUAAAAAAAUGUCGGCCAUCGUUCCCGACGUUAAAGAGGAUGUGAAGGGCAAAGAUGGCUGCAAGCAUCCGCCCAUCAAGCCAAAAAAGAAGUGCCCCGGCAAGUGUCCUUUGAUCACUGAUCCCUGCAAAGAAGACCCCUGCAAGCGCCCGGACAAGUCCAAGAAGCCAAAAAAGAAGGCUUCCAGCGCCUUAGUGGUAACCGCCCAGGCUGGCUGCGGGAAAAAGAAAAAUUCCUGCGGCAAAGGAGGAGGAGGUGGCAAGAAAAGCAACCCAUGCGCCAAGAAAGGAGGUGGUGGCAAGAAAAAGAAGCCAUGCAACCCGAAUGCCAAAGGUAAGAAGAAAACUAAAAAACCUUGCAACAAGAAUGCCAAAGGUAAGAAGAAAGGAGGAGGCGGCUGCGGCAAGAAAGGUGGGGAUAAGAAAAAGAAUCCCUGCGGCAAGAAAGGCGGAGAUAAGAAAAAGGAUCCCUGCGCCAAGUUGAAGAAGGGAGGUGGCAAGAAGGAUCCCUGCGGCAAGAAAGACAAAGGUGGGGAUAAGAAGAAAAAGGAUCCCUGUGCCAAGUUUAAGAAAGGAGGCAAAGGUGGUAAGAAUGAUCCCUGCGCCAAGAAAGGAGGCAAAGGCGGUAAGAAGAAGGAUCCCUGCGCCAAGUUCAAGAAGGGUGGCAAGGGAGGCAAGGGAGGUGGCUGCAAGAAGUUCUCCACCUAUGCACCCAACAAACGCUACCUCUCUACUGCCCUUGGCCAGACUGCUGCUCCGCGAGGACCCCGUUUCCUGGUCUACUCCACCCGUGUGCGUCGCAACUACACUGUCCCCGCCUCAAAGAAAACUCCUUGCCAGUGUCCCAUGUGCCAGAAACACAGAUUACUGGCCGAUUCUGUCGAAGCUCCCGCCCGGUUUGUCAUCAAUUCCUCCCUGAUGCGUCGCCGGUUCGGAAGCCUGAGUGGCAUGGACCUGAUAAAGCGUUCCUUCUCAAAGAAGAAGAAGAAGGCACCUGGCAAGUGCGGUUCCAUGGCGCAAAAGUAUCCAAAAAGUCGCGGCAAGGACAAGAAGGAACGAACUGGUCUCCGAACGGACUGCUUUUCCUCCGACGACUCGUGCGGUACCAAGAGCUGCUCCGGAAGAUGCGACAAGGUGCCGUUUCCCCGAAAGAAGUGUGACCCCAAAAAGAAGAAAAGGAGCGGCAAAAAGAGCAAAAAGGGUGGAAAGAGCAAAAAGAAGUAGGCAUAUCGCUGGUCAAGGAUGCACGCUUGCCCCUGAAGUACUGGUACCAGUGCCAAAGGUCGUUCAGCACGCACUC